UAAUGAGAACAGCGAAGUUGGAAAGACUGGCAGCUAGCUCAUCAUCUCAUGUGAUUUAUUUUUUGUUCGACCUGAUUCUUACCUGAAGCCAUUACCACCUCCGUAACCAUGGCGACAGAGAGCGGAGGACAUCAGCUGCAGCUCGCAAUAAUUGAUGUGGAAGGGAUGACAUGUAACUCCUGUGUGAGGAGUAUAGAGGAACGCAUGGGUGAUACCAAGGGAGUCUAUCUUGUGAAGGUGUCGCUGUCAGAGAAAAGAGCAUUCGUGACCUUUGACCCUACAGACAUUGACCAAUCAACAUUGAAGGAUGUGAUCUAUGACAUGGGCUUUGACGCUUGUUUAGGAAGCAAUGCAUGUGGUGUGGAAUGUGGUGUCGUAUCCAUAGCAGGAAUGACAUGUCAGUCUUGUGUGAAAAAGAUUGAAGAGAAGCUAUCGGGACUAGGCGGUGUGGAGAAAGUCAGAGUUCUUUUAGAGCGGAACUGUGGAGUCAUUAUGCUAAACAGGAAUAAAAUAGGUCUUCUGGAUAUUGUAGGGGAGAUCAGUGCUUUGGGAUUCAAUGCUGGCAUUGCAAAUGGAAUGCCCUCUGAAGACGAUGGGAAAAACAACAAAAGGGUUGUGAUUGGAAUCGAAGGGAUGACGUGUGGCUCGUGCGUGAAGUCCAUCGAGGGUCAUGUAGGGUCACUUCCUGGUGUGAGCACAAUCAAUGUCUCGCUGGCCAACAAAGAAGGGAUCCUUACCUAUGAUGCAACCCUGACCAGUGCAGAGAAACUCAAGGAGGCCAUUUAUGACAUGGGCUUUGAUGCUACACUUCCUUGUAGCACCCCACCAUCCCCAAACAAUGGGACACCUCUAGCCAUGGUCAUUGUAGGUAUCGAAGGGAUGACUUGCCAGUCUUGUGUGCGGUCAAUCGAAGACAGGAUAGGCACGAUUCAAGGAGUCACCAGCAUUAAGGUUUCGCUAGAGGAUAAGAUAGCGGAUGUGAAGUACAUGUCAUCUCAGAUCAAAGCAGAGGAGAUUCGCGUGGCAAUAUACGACAUGGGUUUCGAAGCAACCCUACCAGAAAGCUUUGACGUGAGCGCCCAUGACAAGAGCCAAAGGGCUACGCUCCGUGUCGAAGGAAUGACUUGCGGUUCCUGCGUGAAAAGUAUUGAGAACACUCUGUCGGACCAUCCUGGCUUGGCAUCCAUACAGGUAUCCCUAGAGGGAAAAUCAGCAACUUUGACCUUUGACCCCCAGGUCACGACACUACUGGCUAUCAGGGAUGCAAUUUAUGACAUGGGCUUUGAGUGCUACAUGCCUGAUCCAGACAAUGAAAGAACUGAAGCAGGAGUACUUGGCAUCCAGGGGAUGACUUGUAAUUCUUGUGUUAAGAGCAUAGAAGGAAUGCUAUCGGACAACCCUGCUGUGAGGUCAGCCAAGGUCAGCCUGAAAGAAGAGAAUGCAAUUGUGACCUUUGACCCCAACACCAUCACAAUGGAGCAACUAAAAGAGAUUGUGUAUGACAUGGGCUUUGACGUCACCAUAAAGGAAUCCCCAUUACUAGAGAUCAACUCACCAAACUCAUGCACACCAUCUUACUCAACAACUCAAGCGAGUGAACCUUUAUCCAAACAAUCACCCAUCACUCCCCAUGGCGCUUUCAUGCAAGAGGUAUCCCAGGAUUCAGCUGGACAGGAAGUGAAAGCUGACAGCAGCAAGAAGUGCUUCCUACGGGUCACUGGCAUGACCUGCAGUUCCUGCGUGGCAUUGAUAGAAGGCAGGAUGGCAAAGCGUGAAGGUAUCGAGAGCAUUCGCAUAUCCCUCAUGGCCCAGAAGGCUGAAGUGAAAUACAAUGCCAAGGGCUUGUCACCGUCAAAGAUUGCCAAUUUGAUAGACGACCUUGGCUUUGGUGCCGAGGUCAUCGACGCAGAAGUAGCGAAUGCUAAAGAAGGGGUCAUUGAAUUACAUAUAUCUGGCAUGACAUGUUCAUCCUGUGUACAUCUUAUUGAGUCAGCUCUCGUUAAAAAAACAGGGAUCAAGUUAGCCGCUGUUGCCCUGGCGACUAGCAGAGGUCACUUUGAAUAUGACCCCAAUCUCACAGGACCAAGAGAUAUCAUAUUGGCAAUCAAGGAGGCAGGUUUUGAGGCGAGCUUGGUUUCCAGUGAUAAGAAUGUACAUUCCAGCGUUGAUCAUUCCCAGACCAUCAACCAAUGGCGUCGGUCGUUCUUCAUCUCCUUACUCUUUGGUGGACCAGUCAUUGCCAUCUUGUUGUAUGAAAUCAUCAGUCAUCCUUCUCCUAAGUGUAUCUUCCCUGGGGUAUCUAUCCUCAAUCUCCUCCUCUUCCUCCUCUGCACACCGGUACAGUUUAUAGCGGGGCGAUACUUCUACAUUCAGGCCUACAAGUCCCUCAAGCACGGGGCAGCCAACAUGGAUGUCCUCAUCGUCUUGGCAACAACCAUUUCUUACACCUACUCUGUCAUAGUCCUCUUGAUAGCCAUAUGCCGGAGAUCUGAUACCAGUCCAAAGACAUUCUUUGAUGAGCCUCCCAUGCUCUACAUCUUUGUGACGUUAGGAAGAUGGCUGGAGCAUUACACCAAGGGAAAGACUUCAGCAGCCCUAGCCAAGCUCAUCUCUCUACAGGCAACAGAGGCUACCCUGGUCACUAUUGACCCCCAAGGUCAAAGGUCAGAGGAGCAGAUCAACAUUGACCUCUUGCAGCAUGGUGACCUGGUCAAGGUGCGUCCUGGUGAGAAGAUCCCUGUGGACGGAACGGUGGAGGAAGGGACGUCCAUGGUGGAUGAGGCUCUGAUUACGGGGGAGUCCAUGCCCGUCACUAAGAAGACAGGGAGUACUGUCAUAGGAGGAACCAUUAACCAGAAUGGGGUUCUUCUUGUCAAGGCUGUUCAUGUUGGAGCAGAAACAACUCUAGCCAACAUUGUGAAGCUGGUAGAGGAAGCACAGACAUCUAAGGCACCCAUCCAGAAGCUAGCUGACCGCAUCGCAGCAUACUUUGUCCCUGGUAUCGUUAUUAUCUCCUUGGUAACACUCAUCUGUCACAUUGCUAUGGGACUGUCUGGUAAUGGCAUGGUGCAUCCAUCUAGCUCUGAGACAUUGCCUGAAAACAAGACGAUGAUGAUCUGGCAAUACUCCUUCCAGUGUGCCAUCGCAGUUCUUUGCAUUGCUUGCCCCUGUGCAUUGGGACUGGCGACCCCUACGGCUGUAAUGGUUGGGACCGGGGUCGGAGCAACCAAUGGCAUCCUUAUCAAGGGAGGAGAACCUCUAGAAUUAGCUCAUAAGGUGAAGACUGUAGUCUUUGACAAGACAGGAACGAUCACCCAGGGUAGACCUACUGUGACCGAUGUGAUGGCAUUCCACAGCCAGGUGGAAACCUACAACACAGACAGACUCCUGGCGGUGGCCGGCUCAGCAGAGCUGGGAAGUGAACAUCCAGUAGGGGUAGCGAUAGCAAAAAGAGCUAAAGAGGUCUUUGGAACCAGUGCCCUUGCCAAGUGCAGUGACUUCCAGGUUGUGCCUGGAUGCGGUAUCAAGUGUUCCGUGGAUGCCCUCUCCUUGGAACUCCUCCUGCGUCGUCGUCAGCUUGGAGACGGUUACCAGGAUACAGUCCGGGUGGAGAUUGACAAUGCCACUGUGGAUGUGGUGUCUCCGACGACGGGAAACAGUGGGGGGUCGGCCAUCAUUCCAUCCGAGUCCACAGGACACUUUGCCAUGUCAAAAGGGAAUAGGACUGACCAUUAUCUGGUUGCUAUCGGUAACCGUGAGUGGAUGCAUCGUAACUUUGUUCCAAUGUCUGAUGGGGCUGAUGCUGCGUUAGGAGCAAGAGAAGAGUUGGGGCAGACGGCCGUCCUAGUGGCAAUAAAUGGUGAGCUAGUUGGUAUGAUCAGUGUAGCGGAUGCGGUCAAGCCUGAGGCAGCAGCAGCUAUCUGUACCCUCAAGAAGAUGAAACUGGAUGUCAUGCUACUGACUGGUGACAAUAAAAAGACUGCUCAGGUCAUAGCUGGACAGGUUGGUAUUGGGCAUGUCUUUGCUGAAGUUCUUCCUCAACACAAAGUGGAUAAGAUCAGAGAGCUCCAGAAGAGAGGUCAUAUUGUUGCCAUGGUAGGGGAUGGGGUCAACGACUCGCCCGCCUUGGCCCAGGCUGAGAUUGGUAUCGCCAUAGGAACAGGCACGGAUGUAGCGGUAGAGGCAGCCAAUGUGGUCCUGAUCAGAGAUGACCUACAGGAUGUGGUGGCGGCCAUUGAUCUAUCCCAUAAGACCGUGCAACGGAUUCACAUCAACUUCAUGUUUGCGCUCGUCUAUAAUAUUAUCGCCAUUCCCAUAGCUGCAGGUGCUUUGAUGCAGUGGGGUAUUGCCCUUCAACCCUGGAUGGCUGCUGGUGCCAUGGCGAUGUCAAGCGUGUCUGUCGUUACAUCAUCACUUCUACUUAAAUUUUACAAAAAGCCAGACAUUGAAAAGGUUCCUCAGCACCACCUAUGGCUCUCUAAAUGGCUUCCCACGGUCAAUAAACACAAACCUCUCUCGUCAGAGGACAUCGAGAUUGGUGUGCGGACGACCACGAGCAAAGGGCCAUCAUGGUUGCUAAGGACCAUAGGAAGGGACAACAGGUCGCGGGACGGCUACGGUAUCACCUUGCUUCGAGAGGAAGAUGACGAAGGUGCUCUUUGAAGUUGAAAGUUGAAUCCUUGUCCUGAAAUCAAAAUUGUUGUAUGCAAAUAGGAUUAUCAAAAGAAGCUUUAUUGAGCCUAGUCAUGUUCCUGGCAGAAUGGCACUUUCAAGAGGCCUUGGUGCUGCCCUUGUACUAGCCAUACGAUGAUCUGUUGUCUAGUUCGUCAUGUCUGCUAGCCACCCGAUGAUCUUUUCUAAUGCUCUUGGUGUUUCAAGUAUUUUGUGAAGCUUAAGUGGUGAUUGUUCAUAUGGUAUCUUUUCCCACCUAUUGUGUACAGGCAGAUACCAUGGAAUGAACAACGUGCCUGCUGAGACACAGAAGGACAUUAAUCAUAUUCUGUAACACAGAGCUAAUGCCCUUUUGGCUUUCAAUAGAUACACCAUUAACGUGCAACAGUUAGUGCAAUGCCUCAAAGUUUAACAAGAAUAAGUUACGGCCGCAAACUUCUUCAGAGCUAGGGUUGGCUGCAGAUGUAAAGGAAAGAAUAGAAGAACAUGAGACAGGAUCAAUUACAGGCAUUAUUCUUGCAUUUUCUGUGAGCCCUGACAGGGAGGCAUCACUAGUAAUAUAUAACAGAGAUUUAUUAGAAAUGUUUAGAAUUUUAUUUAUUACAUUAUUCAUGAAGCACAAAUUAUAAAUUGGAGGAGCUAAAUACAUUAUUUUAUUCUGCUGUGAUUUGUAUAACUUGUAAAACUUGUAAAACUUGUAAAAUACUGUUUAUGAGGAUAGAUAAUGCUAGAUUACCACUCUAAAACUAAAAGGCAUAUUUUUUGGAAAAGUGGUUUUUCUGUUUUUAGUAAAAGUUACAUUGUAAUUUGAAUGAAUCCAAUGGAAUGAUAAUAUAAUGUAAUUAAAUGUAUUGUUCCAUAAUACUGCAACUCUAUCUUAAUAAUAAUAGUUGGGCAUUUGUGUCUGGAUAUUUUAUGCACAUGUACAUUUCAAUAUUGCAAAUGCUUCUAAUGUUGAAUUGUGGUAGGAUAAAUCAUGUUCUAUAGAUAUGUAUUUCAUGAUAGGAUAAUACUUUAAUUUAUCACGUUUGUACAUGUAUCAUUGCAAAAGGCUUUAUAGAACUAUUGUCUCUUUAGACUAUUUCUAUUUGUGUUGUGUUAGUACAAUAAAACCAACAAAAAAACACCUCCUUUACUUUCUUUAAAAUAAAAAUAUAUAUAUGUUGGAGGUAGAAUCAAAUAGAUGGAACAUUUUGAUUCUUCAGAUGUUGAGUGGUAUUUAUUUGUUUUAUAAUCAUAUUGCUUUCAUCGUACAUAUGUAUUUCUACACAUUGCAAAUAGUACUAUUAUAUAGAUAUAUUUUGUACAAGUUUUAAAUACAUAGUGAUGGUUCAAUUAGAUGUCAUUUAUAUCCAUUACUCGUGAAUUUGUGAUAAUAGGCUUUAAUUGUAUUUAAUCUAAAUAAAGAUUUUACUAAAUUAGGAACUUGAUAGUAUAUUAGUCUAAAAUUAUCUUAGAAAGUGCAAUUUGAAAUGCUCCCUGACCGUAUACAUUUCUUAUUGAAUGAUAAGAAAUUUGACUUGGAUACAACUGCACAAUUUUUGAAAAAAUUAAUUUCAACUUUGAGGUACAUAAAUCCUAAGUUUUUGGUGCAACAUAUGUCUUGAAUCAUCGAAUACCAA
Molecule: messenger RNA, 6293 nt
Organism: Strongylocentrotus purpuratus (purple sea urchin)
Lineage: Eukaryota; Metazoa; Echinodermata; Echinoidea; Camarodonta; Strongylocentrotidae
Product: copper-transporting ATPase 2
Exons: 21
Coding region: 109-4662 (1517 amino acids)
Biological process (GO): copper ion homeostasis; monoatomic cation transport
Cellular component (GO): membrane
Molecular function (GO): ATP hydrolysis activity; copper ion binding; ATP binding
Source: RefSeq, a predicted model, not a curated record